Messenger RNA from Aegilops tauschii subsp. strangulata, 384 nucleotides. RefSeq names its product protein DMP3-like. NCBI's taxonomy places the organism in Eukaryota, Viridiplantae, Streptophyta, Magnoliopsida, Poales, Poaceae. Gene Ontology annotation, biological process: endomembrane system organization. The record is from RefSeq and is a predicted model, not a curated record.
AUGACCAACCUUCCGAUCAGAGAGCCGCCCAAGACCAAGGUUGGGGGUGACUCCUCCAGCUUGUACGACAAGACGCUGUCGACGGCGUCGAACCUGGCGAGGCUGCUGCCGACAGGCACCACGACGGCGCUCCAGACGCUGGCGCUGUCCUUCACCAACCACGGCGACUGCCUGUCGGUGAACCGCUACUUCACCUGGGCGCUCAUCCUCUUCCUCGGCGUGCUCUGCGCGCUCCUCUCCUUCACGGACAGCGUCACCGACCGGCACGGCCACACCCGCUACGGCUUCGUCCACCCCUGGGGCUUCACGCCCUUCAACUCCGACGACUCGGAUGGGGGCGGGGCCAUCCCCACCGGCGACAGCAGGAGGCGGCGCAUGCGGUAG